AUGGUCCGUAGUCCAUCGAUCCAUGCUUUAGAUUCUCCACAUCAAUUUUUGUCAGUGAGUAAGCAAGGAUAUAGUCAAAUGGAACAUUUCGCUUCUGCUAAUGACGAAGCAUUCACUUUCACGUUUGGUGCAUUUUUGGUGCAUUUUAUUGAUCAACGCUUUGGUUCUUAUUUCAAGCGAUCAAAAAUGUCAACUAGAAGAAACAGAAAUGAUGAGAUUAUAUUAACUGCUGCAGAAAAACGAAGACGGAUGAUUGAAUAUGCGUCUCUCAAUUAUAAACACUCAAUUGGACCAUGGUCGCUUAGACAACGAACAGAAAAGAAGAUGGCGCUGAAAGAUCCAGUGGCAUAUGUAAGGGAAUGCUCUGAACAAGUUGUUCUUGAAGACAGAAAAAUAGAAAUGAUAGAAAAAAUUCCUGAUGAAAAAAGAAAAAGAGACUCUUUAUUUCCAAAUGGAAUCAAUCCAUUCCUCGCGGCUGUGGAAGAGCGUAAUAAACGCAAACAAAAUAUUUCUGAAUUAAAGGAGAAUUUAACACUUAAUCAAAGCAGAGGAACAUCCCAAUUGUCUUCAAGCGUAAAAAAAUUAGCUGGAUCAACUUUGGAAAUGAGGACACCUCAGUUAAGUUUACAUUUCGGUCAAGACGAUCUCAAUAUUUGUUUACGUAGGAUUUCAACAAAAAAUUUAGUUAAAUUGAAAGCUGCUAUCGAACAAGUUCAGAUGGAAAGGACUGUAGAAGAAUCAAAAAUGAACGCUGUCGACAAAUGCAACUGCGCCACCACUUUCCCUUUCAGUUCAGAACAAUCGAAAGUAGAAAAUUCAAAUGCAGAUCUAAGCCACAGUUGCACUAAAGAAAAUUAUUGUACUUCGACUCCAAAUUAUGGAUGUCAUCGUCAGUUAUUUUUUCCUUAUUGCGGCUCUGUUGUAAAGAAAAUUGAUGGAAUAAAUGAAGAGCGACAGUUAGCUCAAAUUCUUUCCAAUCAGAGAAUAAUGAUACCAUUAGUUUCAGCUUCACCCUCGGUUGUAAUCGAUGGUUUACUAUCACUCAUACUUAAGAUUCCAAAAGUAAUUAUUUCUUCCUCUAACGCUUCAUUACUUUGCAGUGUUCACAGUUAA
This is a messenger RNA of Dracunculus medinensis (Guinea worm), 1113 nucleotides long. The record is from the annotation of a GenBank genome assembly. Lineage: Eukaryota; Metazoa; Nematoda; Chromadorea; Rhabditida; Dracunculidae.